Homalodisca vitripennis (glassy-winged sharpshooter) is the source of this 1871-nucleotide messenger RNA. Its product is annotated as 1-acyl-sn-glycerol-3-phosphate acyltransferase beta-like. Gene Ontology annotation, biological process: phosphatidic acid biosynthetic process. NCBI's taxonomy places the organism in Eukaryota, Metazoa, Arthropoda, Insecta, Hemiptera, Cicadellidae. The transcript is spliced from 6 exons. Gene Ontology annotation, molecular function: 1-acylglycerol-3-phosphate O-acyltransferase activity. The record is from RefSeq and is a predicted model, not a curated record. Gene Ontology annotation, cellular component: membrane; endoplasmic reticulum. The coding region runs from base 36 to 911 and encodes 291 amino acids.
UCGACUGUUGCCGCCCUCGUCUCGCACGGCUCGAAAUGCAGUUAGAAACAUGUUACGUGUACAUGGUGGGCUUUUGCCGCAGCCUGGUGUCAUGGUACCUAAAGCUUCUAGUUGCUGUGGUUGUGGUAGACCUGUUAGUAUCUCUGUUCCACAACUCCAAACUCCGGUACUAUGGUUGCUACUUCUGUUACAUCAUGACUGCUUCUACCAUUUCUGUCAUCUAUAUGCCCUUCUUGCUUCUGAGGUUUCAUGAUCCCGCAAACAUAUUAUUUGCCUCUCAGCCAGCUGUGAUGCUAGCACGACUGCUCGGCAUCAAAUGGGAGCUACGAGGAGGCAAGUACCUCGCUAAGGAUCAGGCUGCUGUUAUUACAGCUACUCACCAAUCUAUUUUUGAUGUGAUGGGACUCUUAGUGAUUGGGCCGACUCUACAGAAAGCUUGGGCCGUGGCGAGGAAAGAAGUUUUUUACUACUGGCCAUUUGGACUCACACUUUGGCUCUCUGGUGUCAUCUUCAUAGACAGAAAAAAUGGGAGACAGUCAAACACAAAGCUCAUGGAGUCAAUCGAAAGAGUAAAGAAAAACAAUAUGAAGAUAGUGAUGUUUCCAGAAGGGACGCGCAACAGGAAGGGGGAAUCUCUACUGCCAUUUAAGAAAGGAGCAUUUCGAAUGGCAAUAGAAGCUCAGAUACCCAUUAUUCCAGUAGUAUACUCUCCAUACUACUUUAUCAACUCUGCCAAGAAAACAUUUUAUAAAGGUAAAAUUAUCAUGUCAACUCUGCCGCCUAUCUCCACUAAGGGGAAAACAAUGGCUGAUUUGGACAUGCUGUUAGAAAAAACACAAGCAAUUAUGGAGGAAGAAUUUCAAAAGUUGAAAAUAGAAAUCGAUCUCAAAUAUGGACCUUUUAAAACGUGAUUCCAGACAUAACAGUUUAAAAUGUAUUAUUAUACGACAAGAUGGGAAGAUAAUGUGCAUUUUGUAGACAUUAUUUUGUAUGUAAUACUUAGUACAUUUGUACAACACCAGUCACAUUUUGAUAAUGAUCUAUGACUUAAUCAAUAUUUUGUUGCGAGCCAUCUAUGUUUGUUAAAUAGCUUUUAUUUGCUUUUGUGCAAUAAAAUUAACAAUGUGAAAGUUGAAUAUGAUACAAUUGAACAUUAAAAUAAGAAUUAAUUGGUUACAAGAUGCCUCAAUAAAGUCAUUGCCAUUUUCAAUGAUCUCUUGGUCAAUUAAAUGUCUUCUUCAUCGAUCAAUUUGAGAAUAAAAAAGAUCAUGAACUUUUACAGAUAUGUCCAACGAGGAGCCCAAGUACGAGAAGAAUGAAAUGCCAAAUCAAAACUAUUCAACAUUAUUAAUGUUCUCUAGAAGGUUUUCAUUCUUGGUGGUAUUGGAUGUAUACUUAUACAUUAUUACAUAAUACUUAUAACUGUUACACUACUCAUAGCACUGAUGGUAUGAUGAGGAUAUACUUGGUAGGAAGGAUAUACUUGCACUAAAAAGAUAAUUAUAUUGGAGAUAUAAAAGAAACAAAGUAGUGCUACUUAUUUUUAACUUAAUCAAAUAAAUGCUAUUAUUUUUUCUUGCCUUUUAUACACAAACAAUAUUUUAAUUAAUUAUGAUACAUUUCCUCAUUAAGAGAAAUAACAAAUUAGUACCUAUUAUAAGUGUGUUUUAGUAAUAGGUUAAAUUCUAAAAUUAUAGAUUUCUCUUCAAUUUUUGCCAUUGCAUAUAAUGUUUCAAUUUUGUAAAUCUUUAGAAAUGUAAUGAAUAGAAGUGUAAAUUAUUUUUAUUAUGUAUUUGUAUUAAUACUUCAUUUAAUGUAUUAUAAAUAAUUGGUUUUGAUGUACAGUAUUAAUUUAUUAGUAUUAUUUCAAU